AUGCACCACAGCAAUCACAUUACAAACCACCCACGAACAAGCUCUCCUCGGAGCCCAACCGAAAUCAUGCCCGAAGGCGAGGCCUCGCAGUCCCAGAACCAAUCUCAAGGAGCCUCGAGAGGGGCUUCACGAGGUCGCAGAGGCAGAGGCCGUGGCGGAAGAGGACGAGGACAUCAUGGAGGUCCCGCUCAAGGAACUCCAGGGCACGCCGCCCCGCAGGUCGACGGCUCAGAGAAUCUCUCAGCAUCUACGCCAGCUCCCACAUCUCAGCAGGAUUCGACACCCCCUUCAAACCCUUCAAGACAGGCUCGUGGAGGAAGAAGCAGAAGGGGGCCGCGGGGGGAGCGAGGCGGCGCCAGGCAUAGCGCCCCUCGAGCUCCCCAGCCGGCGACAACGCGACGCUUCGGCGGCCAUCUGACUGUUGAUACCGAGGAUGCGUCAUCAGAAGCUCCUUCAUUAAGUGCGGAGGCACCCGAGUUUGUGCCUGGCCAGCCAGUUUUGCCGAGAGUGUAAGUUGCCUGGUGAUGCCGUCGUUUGCUUACAAAACUGAU
This is a messenger RNA of Trichoderma citrinoviride, 551 nucleotides long. RefSeq lists its product as hypothetical. The record is from RefSeq and is a predicted model, not a curated record. Lineage: Eukaryota; Fungi; Ascomycota; Sordariomycetes; Hypocreales; Hypocreaceae. The transcript has a single exon. Bases 1 to 513 code for a protein of 170 amino acids.